Molecule: messenger RNA, 591 nt
Organism: Penicillium malachiteum
Lineage: Eukaryota; Fungi; Ascomycota; Eurotiomycetes; Eurotiales; Aspergillaceae
Product: histone H2B family protein
Exons: 3
Biological process (GO): nucleosome assembly
Cellular component (GO): nucleosome
Molecular function (GO): structural constituent of chromatin; DNA binding; protein heterodimerization activity
Source: RefSeq, a predicted model, not a curated record
UCAACUGCCCGUUGGCGGUCGAGUAUAAAGACCGCGUUCCCCUCCGUCACCGCGUUCCUCUUACUUUUACUUAUUCCUCAACCCUGCUCUUCCUCCAUCAACUUCAUCCACUUUCUUAACUUUUUCAACCCUUUCAACUUUACCUUUCUCACCCAUCAUCAAAAAUGGCUCCCCCCCAAGGCUGCUGAGAAGAAGCCCUCUACUGCCGGCAAGGCUCCUGUCGGUGGCAAGGCCCCCGCUGAGAAGAAGGAGGCUGGCAAGAAGACUUCCGCUGCCACUGGCGAGAAGAAGAAGCGUGGCAAGACCCGCAAGGAGACCUACUCCUCCUACAUCUACAAGGUCCUCAAGCAGGUUCACCCCGACACUGGUAUCUCCACCCGUGCUAUGUCGAUCCUGAACUCCUUCGUCAACGACAUCUUCGAGCGCGUUGCCACUGAGGCCUCCAAGCUGGCUGCUUACAACAAGAAGUCCACCAUCUCUUCCCGAGAGAUCCAGACCUCCGUUCGCCUCAUCCUCCCCGGUGAGCUGGCUAAGCACGCCGUUUCUGAGGGUACCAAGGCUGUUACCAAGUACUCCUCCUCCGCCAAAUAA